This is a messenger RNA of Aspergillus aculeatinus CBS 121060, 1392 nucleotides long. Its product is annotated as putative amino acid transporter (Mtr). Lineage: Eukaryota; Fungi; Ascomycota; Eurotiomycetes; Eurotiales; Aspergillaceae. Gene Ontology annotation, biological process: amino acid transmembrane transport. The transcript is spliced from 6 exons. Bases 1 to 1392 code for a protein of 463 amino acids. Gene Ontology annotation, cellular component: vacuolar membrane. The record is from RefSeq and is a predicted model, not a curated record. Gene Ontology annotation, molecular function: amino acid transmembrane transporter activity.
AUGUCAGACAUCCGACCCUUAACACCUACCACAACCGAUAAGUCAAAGGCGGAGCCUCCUGCUCCUAUCGCAGAAGAUGCAGUUUUCGGCGAGAUCAUUGAAGAUGGGCCCAACUACAGAAAUAUCGGAUGGCUCGGGACUGUGGCUCUUAUGAUCAAGACCCAGUUUGGCCUCGGGGUCCUUGGCAUCCCACAGGUCUACGACACUCUCGGCCUCAUCCCUGGGGUCAUAUGUGUUUGUGCGAUUGCGGCCAUUACAACAUGGUCGGACUAUGUUAUCGGCACGUUCAAACUCCGCCAUCCAGAGGUCUACGCCAUCGACGAUGCAGGGGAGUUGAUCUUUGGUCGGCUCGGGCGUGAGGUUCUCGGUGUUGGGGUGUGUAUCUACUGGAUCUUCUGUACGGGCUCCGGUUUACUAAGCACGUCCAUUGGGCUCAAUGCGGUCUCAGCUCACGGCACAUGCACGGCGGUCUUUGUUGCUGUGUCUGCGAUUAUUGCGUACUGUUUGGCAAGUAUUCGGACGCUGGGAAGGAUCAAAUGGACUGCAUGGGCGGGGGUGGGGAGUAUUCUUACUGCUGUCUUGAUGGUCACGAUCGCAGUUGCACUUCAAGACAGGCCCUCGACGGCUCCUCAAACGGGCGCGUGGAAGUCGGACUACAAGCUCGUCGGCCGUCCAUCUUUUGUCAAAGCCAUAACUGCCGUCUCUUCCGUGGUAUAUGCCUUUGCCGGUACACCCGGAUUCUUCCCUAUAGCAGCAGAGAUGCGCAACCCUGCCCUCUACACCAGAGCCCUUCUCAUCUGUCAGACCGCCGUGACGGCGACAUACAUUUCCAUCGGGACAGUGAUCUACUAUUUCUGCGGCUCCUACGUCGCAUCGCCUGCUCUCGGAUCUGCCGGAACCUUGAUCAAGAAAGUCUCCUAUGGCAUCGCUCUUCCCGGCUUAAUCGCCAGUACGAUCAUUGUCUGCCACUUUGCCAGCAAGUACCUGUUCGUUCGCAUCCUCCGAGGCUCCAGCCAUCUGACCGCAAACACAUUCACCCACUGGGCUACCUGGCUCAGCUGCACUUUGGCCGUCACGGUCUCUUCGUACCUCAUCGCCAGCGGGAUUCCCAUCUUUCGUGACCUAGUGUCCUUGAUCGGUGCUCUCCUCGGGACAUUCAUGUCCUUCCAGCCAAUGGGAUGCAUGUGGCUGUAUGACAGUUGGAGACGGGGUCGCGAGCGGCCAACCCUCCGAUGGGCGCUAUUGUCCAUGUGGAGCAUGCUUGUGAUUGUUUUGGGGACAUUUCUCAUGGUUGCGGGCACCUAUGGAUCGAUUGAGAAUAUCAUCGCGACCUCUCGGCAGAAGGAGAUGGGGGGUUCGGCCUGGUCGUGUGCUGACAACUCGAGCUCAUGA